This is a messenger RNA of Dovyalis caffra, 1497 nucleotides long. The record is from the annotation of a GenBank genome assembly. NCBI's taxonomy places the organism in Eukaryota, Viridiplantae, Streptophyta, Magnoliopsida, Malpighiales, Salicaceae.
AUGGCCGGUGGUAAAAAAAAGGAGGUCAAGAAAGAGACCGGGUUAGGUCUCUCUUUCAAAAAGGAAGAGAAUUUUGGGGAAUGGUAUUCAGAGGUGGUUGUGAAUGGGGAGAUGAUCGAAUAUUAUGACAUUUCUGGCUGUUAUAUUCUGAGGCCAUGGGCAAUGUCAAUAUGGGAAAUUAUGCAAGUAUUCUUUGAUGCGGAAAUCAAGAAAAUGAAAAUUAAGAAUUGCUACUUCCCUCUUUUUGUUUCAUCUAGUGUUUUGGAAAAGGAAAAGGAUCAUGUCGAGGGCUUUGCUCCAGAGGUUGCUUGGGUGACAAAAUCAGGAAAAUCUGACUUGGAGAUUCCUAUCGCCAUCCGUCCAACUAGUGAGACUGCUAUGUAUCCCUAUUUUUCGAAGUGGAUUAGGGGACACCGUGACCUGCCCUUGAAACUCAACCAAUGGUGCAAUGUUGUUCGUUGGGAGUUCAGCAAUCCUACGCCAUUCAUCCGGAGCCGUGAGUUCCUUUGGCAGGAAGGGCACACUGCUUUUGCAACAAAGCAAGAAUCAGAUGAAGAGGUCAUUCAAAUAUUGGAACUGUACAGACGCAUAUACGAAGAAUUCUUGGCUGUUCCUGUUAUAAAGGGUAAGAAAAGUGAGAUGGAAAAGUUUGCUGGUGGACUUUACACAACUAGUGUUGAGGCAUUUAUUCCCAACACUGGACGUGGUAUCCAAGGUGCAACUUCUCAUUGUUUGGGCCAAAAUUUUGCAAAGAUGUUUGAAAUAAACUUUGAAAAUGAGAAGGGGGAGAAGGGAAUGGUCUGGCAGAACUCUUGGGCCUAUAGUACUCGAACGAUAGGAGUCAUGGUGAUGGUUCAUGGAGAUGACAAAGGCUUGGUGAUGCCACCCAAAGUGUCAUCUGUCCAAGUUAUUGUGGUUCCUGUGCCUUUUAAAGAUGCUAAUACUCAAGGAAUCUUUGAUGCCUGUGCUGCGACUGUGGAUAUUUUGUGUGAAGCAGGUAUUCGUGCUGAGGCUGACUAUAGAGAGAAUUACUCACCUGGUUGGAAGUACUCUCACUGGGAAAUGAAAGGUGUUCCUCUAAGGAUUGAAAUAGGGCCCAAAGAUCUGGCAAAUAAUCAGGUACGUGCAGUUCGCCGUGACAAUGCAGCAAAAGUGGAUAUCAGGCGUGACAAUUUGGUGGAGAAAGUAAAAGAUAUGAUGGAUAAUAUUCAACAGAGCUUGUUUGAUGCUGCCAAACAAAAGCGAGAUGCUUGCAUUCAAGUUGCAAAAACUUGGGAUGAAUUCAAGGAAGCUCUCAGUCAAAGGAAAAUGAUCUUAGCUCCUUGGUGUGAUGAAGAGGAGGUGGAAAAGGAUGUGAAAGAACGAACAAGAGGCGAAAUGGGAGCAGCCAAGAGUCUUUGUUCACCAUUUGACCAGCCUGAGCUCCCUGAAGGUACUAUAUGCUUUGCUUCUGGAAAGCCAGCAAAAAAAUGGACCUACUGGGGCAGGAGUUACUAG